Molecule: messenger RNA, 1125 nt
Organism: Seminavis robusta
Lineage: Eukaryota; Bacillariophyta; Bacillariophyceae; Naviculales; Naviculaceae
Source: the annotation of a GenBank genome assembly
AUGUGCGCCACCGACAACGAAAACAAAGGCUCCGCCGCCCCUUCGGAAGACACUGUUUCCACCAUGAAGAGUGCCUUCCAGACUAUCCAGAUGACAACCGCAGCAUUGUUGAUCACCACUAUUGCUCUCCUCAUUGCCACUUGCGUCCUCGCUGCCGACAAGUCUGGAUCCCCAUCCACCGAGGUGGCUGCUGUCGCCGCGACACAGACCGUCACUGAGACUGUCACUGUCGAAGUGCCCACUUGGCCCACUGUCAGGCCACCUGCCGGUGAAAACCCUUGCGCUGGAAAGAAGCCCGACCUUCCCAAUAUCCAGUGUGUCAUUGAUGCCGUGGAACAAACUGGUGAGCAGGCCGGAGCCAAUGUUACCAAGGGAUACAAUGGUUUGAAGGAAACCGAAGCCACCCCCAUCACCCAAAACUACUACGAAGUCGGUAUCUGCCCCGUCAAUGUCCAUUGGCAUCUUGGAGCCGAGCACUACUCCCUUGGAGAGUUCGAUGAGACUGGAACUGGUCCCACUGAUAUCUCUGGACGCCGCAAACUUGCUGGAAAGACUCGUCAAGGAUUCCAGUGCAAGCACUACAACGAAAACGAUGCCAAGUUCACCACUCCUUACGAAUGGAAGCACUGCGACGCCACCAUGGAAGUUGGACAGACAUACGAAGUCCACUGGCCCCACUCUGCCGCUGGAGCUUGCGGAACCAUCAACCAGUACCAAACUCCUUUCUACGAUGGUGUCUUCUGCCGUGAUGGUGUCCUCACUGACACUGCUGCCCAGAUUGGUGUCCAAGGACAAGUCUUCACCAUUGUCAACGACGAGGCUUACUACUACCCCGACCUCAUGCGCGGUAUGAUUGUUGAUGGAGAAUUCGGAGCUGACAUGGCCAUGUACACUGGAUCCACCACCGGAACUUCUCGUGACAACGAAAUCUGCUCUCAGUACGCUCCCAUCACUUGGCAAGUUGACCGCAAGUGCCACCUCAUCUCCGCCUCUACCUUUGACAAGAUGUGCGCUGACAUGAAGGCCCAACGUGACGACAUGAGCGAUGACUUGUACGCCCACGGAUCUCGCGAACUUGUUGCCGACCACCUUGCCGCCAACAACCACGCCAACCUCCGUGCCUAA